AAAAUCAAUCCACGUUCAAAGUCUCCAUCUUUCUCCAAUUUUACACAUUAAUUUCUUCCUUUGAAACGGUUGCUUCUAUCUAUACCACCCACCGGGCUUCACCACCACCACCAACCACCAUUGAAAGCCCAAGACUUUUUUGUUCCUGUUUGUUCCCUCAUGUGCAAAUCAAGAAAGAGGACAGACGUAACCCACUCUAUCAUCCCAAAAUCCCGCCCUUCAAAAUCUUCUCCUGAAAAUCUCCCAGCAUCAUCAUUAUCUUCAUCGUCUUGCAAUUACCCAAGACCUAAUUAUCCACCAUCAUCCUCCAUUAAUUAUUAUUCUUCAGCCCUAUAUAACGGUUAUAAGGACACUUCAAAAUCUUCUUCUUCUUCUUCUUCUUCUAUCUCAGCUAAACGCUCUCUCAAAAGCCUUAAAGAAGCCUCCCUACCAGACAAUCCAAAUAUUUAUGACUUUGCUGAAAUCUGCAGAGCUACCAACAACUUCCUUUCAGAACCCUUCUCUUCCUCUCCCUCUUGCACCUCUUGGCGCUGCCAGAUUCGCCAGAAAGAUGUUAUUCUUUUCCAGCGCAAGUUCCGGCGCGUUGACCCCAUUAGAUUAUCGGAGCUCCAGCAGCUGUUAUCCACUAUCUGCAGGAGUCACCAUAAUAGCUUGAUUAAGCUUCUGGGUGUUGCCACUUCAGGGAAUUGUAUAUUUCUUGUUUACGAAUACGUUCGUGGAGCCAGUUUAGCUACUUGUCUUAGAAACCCACAGAAUCCCAGUUACACAGUACUGUCAAAUUGGCUCUCGAGGAUGCAUAUUGCUGCAGAUAUCGCUCAUGGGAUCGAUUAUAUUCACCGUUGUGCAGCUUCAAAUUCAGGUUUUGUCCAUAACCAUAUAAAGAGUUCGAGCAUCAUAGUAGCUGAAGAUUCAUUACAUGCCAAGAUUUGUCACUUCGGGGUGGCGGAGCUGUGCGGGGAAAUGGAGGAAAGGGAAGGAUACAUGUCGCCGGCGCAUCCUCUUGGCAUGAAAAUUGAAGGAACAAGAGGAUACAUGUCGCCGGAGUAUCUAGCAAGUGGAAUCGUGACGCAGAAAUCCGAUGUGUAUGCUUUUGGUAUAGUGGUUUUGGAGCUGGUAUCAGGAGAGGAGGCGUUGAGGUAUGUGUUUGAUAAAGGGAGUGGAGAAUUUAUCAGAGUUAGUGUGAUUAAUACGGCAAGAAAGGCAGUGGGUAGCGGUGGCAGUGGGGUGAGGAACUGGGUUGACAGGAGGUUGAAGGAUUCUUAUCCGGUGGAUGUGGCAGAGAAGAUGGUGGUGGUUGGGUUGCAGUGUGUGGAGGAGGAUCCAGAGAAGCGGCCGGAUAUGGAGGAGGUGGCUGUUAGAGUAUCCAAGUUGUAUUUGGAAUCCAAGAAUUGGGCUGAGAGGAUUUGCAUGCCAAAUGAUUUCUCUGUUUCUACUGCGCCUCGAUGAAUGAAUAAUGCAUAAAAAAAUUUCACAAUGCCAUUCCUUCAAACAAAUGGAUGAAAACUUGACACUUGACGAGUUGACAGCUUCUAUUGUUAUCUGCAUUUUUAGUUAUAU
Molecule: messenger RNA, 1557 nt
Organism: Manihot esculenta (cassava)
Lineage: Eukaryota; Viridiplantae; Streptophyta; Magnoliopsida; Malpighiales; Euphorbiaceae
Product: lysM domain receptor-like kinase 3
Exons: 1
Coding region: 160-1446 (428 amino acids)
Biological process (GO): protein phosphorylation
Molecular function (GO): ATP binding; protein kinase activity
Source: RefSeq, a predicted model, not a curated record